Phialemonium atrogriseum is the source of this 2809-nucleotide messenger RNA. Its product is annotated as P-loop containing nucleoside triphosphate hydrolase protein. Gene Ontology annotation, biological process: transcription initiation at RNA polymerase II promoter; nucleotide-excision repair. Bases 216 to 2747 code for a protein of 843 amino acids. The transcript has a single exon. Gene Ontology annotation, cellular component: transcription preinitiation complex; nucleotide-excision repair factor 3 complex; transcription factor TFIIH holo complex. Lineage: Eukaryota; Fungi; Ascomycota; Sordariomycetes; Cephalothecales; Cephalothecaceae. Gene Ontology annotation, molecular function: hydrolase activity; DNA binding; 3'-5' DNA helicase activity. The record is from RefSeq and is a predicted model, not a curated record.
GCUUAUCUAAGCCUUUCGCUAUAUUUCGCCCCACCACCUCGAACGCCUUCUGUCGCAGGCAUCCAUCCAGACUAUCCCUUCUUCAUUCCGAUAUUCAACCUUUGGCACCUACUUAUUCAGUCUCGACUAUCACAGAUGAGCUCUUGAGGGUCAUUCUCGAACUGUUCACUUGAACAGCCGGAACCACUCCAGCCCUCAUUCUGACUGCCGCAACAAUGCCGCCAAAGAGAAAGGCAGCAGCCGCGACUCAAGGCCCGUCCAAGGCAGGCAGAGCCUCCCAGCUCUCGACUCCCGGCCCUGCAACUCCCCGUAGCCUGGCGAGUUCUGACCGAAUUUCGGAUGCCGACGAUGAUUUCGACGAAGACAUCACAGAGGCCCAGCAGGAACGGGAGAAUGAGCUGGAUAGGGAGGCUGAUAAGUUCGUGAGCUCGUGGGCUGUCUCGAGUAGUCGGUUUCAAAACCGAGCGAAAGGUAGCCAUCAGGAUGCAGCAACGCGGUACUUCGGGAAGAGGGACUUCUCCUACCUACACCUGAAGCCAGAUCAUCAUAAUCGGCCCCUGUGGAUCGAUCCCGAGAAAGGAAUCAUUGUUCUGGAACGGUUUAGUCCGCUGGCGGAGCAGGCCACGGAUUUCCUGAUCACCAUAGCGGAACCAAACUCUCGGCCGACAUUCCUACACGAAUAUGCCUUGACAACUCACAGUCUCUACGCCGCCGUCUCCGUCGGGCUGCAUCCUCAAGACAUCAUCAACACGCUCGACCGUUUCCUCAAGACGCCUCUUCCAGACAGCAUUCGGGGGUUUAUCGAGUCCUGUACUCGAAGCUACGGGAAGGUGAAGCUGGUGUUGAAGAACAACAAAUACUUCGUCGAGAGUGUGGACGCGGACCUUCUGCAGAAAUUGUUGAAAGACGAGGUGAUUGGGAAGCUCCGCGUCCACGGGGCGGAUGAGAUCACCACCACAUACGCUCCAACGAUGGGUGGCCUUGUUAUUCCCGGCACGAAGAAUGCGGCGGGUGUCCAGCAGGCCAACGGCCUCCAGGCAGCAGAGAAGAAGUCAGGAGAGGAGGGCGAGAAUGGCAAAGAGGCCGAUCUCUACGUCUCUCUCAACGAGGAGGAUGACGAUGAUGAUAAGGAAGCCGUCCAUGCCUUCGAAAUCCCCGACAGCGCUGUCGAGAAAGUACAGAAGCGUUGUCUUGACCUAGCUUAUCCCAUUCUCGAAGAAUAUGACUUCCGAAAUGAUGACGCAAAUGCGAAUCUGGAAAUCGACUUGCGGCCCAAUACGCAAAUCCGACCGUACCAAGAAAAGAGCCUGAGCAAGAUGUUUGGCAAUGGUAGGGCAAAGAGUGGCAUUAUCGUCUUGCCUUGUGGUGCUGGGAAAACGUUGGUGGGCAUCACAGCUGCCUGCACAAUCAAGAAGGGCAUUAUCGUUCUUUGCACAAGCUCCAUGUCUGUGGUCCAAUGGCGACAAGAGUUCCUGAAAUGGUCGAACAUCAACCCUGAUGAUAUCGCAAUCUUCACGGCUGAGAGCAAGAGCAAGUUCUCAGGUAAUACCGGCAUCAUUGUCACGACAUACUCCAUGGUUACCAAUAACCGUGAGAGAUCCCAUGACUCGAAGAAGAUGAUGAACUUUCUUCAAGGCCGAGAAUGGGGCCUAAUGCUUCUGGAUGAGGUUCACGUUGUGCCGGCCGAAGUUUUCAGGAGAGUCAUCUCGUCAAUCAAAUCGCACUCAAAAUUAGGCCUUACAGCCACACUACUUCGAGAGGACGACAAGAUCUCCCAUCUCAACUUCCUCAUUGGCCCGAAGCUCUAUGAGGCAAACUGGAUGGAGUUAUCACAGCAGGGUCAUAUCGCCAGAGUUCAAUGUGCGGAAGUUUGGUGCCCUAUGCCAACCGAAUUCUAUGACGAGUACCUGCGAGCACCGGCUCGAUUGAGGCGGACCCUGUACGCCAUGAAUCCUCGCAAGUUCCAGGCUUGCCAGUACCUUAUCAACUAUCACGAAGCACGUGGCGACAAGAUCAUUGUCUUCUCCGAUGAGCUUUACUCGCUCAAGCAGUAUGCGCUCAAGCUUGGAAAGGUGUUUAUCUACGGUAGUACCGGGCAGGCGGAGAGGAUGAAGGUGUUGGAGAAUUUCCAACACAAUCCUAAUGUCAACACCCUGUUCCUCUCCAAGAUCGGUGACACGUCGCUUGACCUACCAGAAGCGACCUGUCUUAUCCAGAUCUCCUCCCACUUCGGUUCACGUCGUCAAGAGGCUCAGAGGCUGGGUCGUAUCCUUCGGGCGAAGCGGAGGAAUGACGAAGGAUUUAACGCAUUCUUUUACUCGCUCGUCUCAAAAGACACCCAGGAGAUGUACUAUUCGUCCAAGCGCCAGGCGUUCCUGGUGGACCAAGGAUAUGCAUUCAAGGUCAUCACAAAGUUGGCCAAUAUCGAUCAGACGCCAAACCUUGCCUUUGCCUCGGCGGCCGAGCGACGAGAGCUCCUUCAGAGGACGCUGAUCGAUAACGAGAAGGGGGCCGAAGAGGACGUCGAGAACGACGACCUCUUCGGCGCGAAGCAGGGCCGCGGCAAGAAGAAGGGCGGCGUUAGACGAACCGCUGGCACCCUCGGAGAGCUGAGCGGCGGCCAGGACAUGGCUUACAUUGAGCAGAACAAGGCCGCCAACAAGAAUUUGAAGAACAAGAAGGCCGAGCAGAGCACGUUCUUCAAAAAGAUUGCAAGGGAGAAGGAGAGACGAAGGCAGGCAAAUUAGUGGCGUUAACUUUCGGUUCGCAUUCUUUUCUUUGGUCUUGGUGAUAGAUGGGCGUUUCCCGG